This is a messenger RNA of Psammomys obesus (fat sand rat), 1902 nucleotides long. RefSeq names its product POU class 4 homeobox 2 (gene Pou4f2). Lineage: Eukaryota; Metazoa; Chordata; Mammalia; Rodentia; Muridae. The transcript has 5 exons. Bases 1 to 1902 code for a protein of 633 amino acids. Gene Ontology annotation, biological process: regulation of transcription by RNA polymerase II. The record is from RefSeq and is a predicted model, not a curated record. Gene Ontology annotation, molecular function: RNA polymerase II cis-regulatory region sequence-specific DNA binding; DNA-binding transcription factor activity, RNA polymerase II-specific.
AUGCCUUUGGGCAAGACUGAAAUGGGUUUUAUUGAUAUCACCACGAGGAUGUUGGUAUUCUGGACACUCCUGAAUGGAGAGCUUGCAAGAUUGCAAGCCCUGCUGAUGAAGGAAGAAUUGAAUUUUCUCUCUAAUGCAACACUAUCGCUGCUGUUCAUUUUUCACUUUGACCGCGUUCUUUCAUGUCAACACCCCCCUCUCCGAGUCCCGUGCCCAGGCUUCUCCAGGCUCUCGCUGGAGAGCCUUGCUGGCAGGAAUCUCCUUUGGCUACUGGGGAAAGGCUGGCUCCAGGCUGCCGGAGAAAAGCAGCAGAGGCUUCAGCACCGCGGACAGAGCCUCCGCCGCGCCGUGAGCGCUGAGGUUUUCCUUGGCCAACUCCAGCCGCGGCGUUCCCAGCUUGAACCUGCCAGCUCGGGCGUGAGGAGGUCGGGGAGGACCGGCCUGCCCUGCUCGCCGCCGGCCCCGGGCGGAUCCCGGAGGGCUGCCCUUUCCAGGCCUGCCCUCCACUUUGUUUUGGUCCCGGCGCGCCACUGCCUCUCAGGCCUGCCGCCUGCUCUGGCCCCUGCUCGCCUUCCCAAGCCCCCAGCGCUGCACCUGCUCCUGGUCACCCGUGUCCGGGACCCGCCACCGGAUCCGCACCCAGCGUGUUCGGCGCCCUGGGGACCCAAGAGGAGCCCCAAACGCCGCAGGAAGCACCCGCCGGGCGCUGGGGGCGCGGAGCCCGGGGCUGAGCCCGGCGCGCCGAGGCGGAGCGCGGAGCGGAGGCAGCAGCCGGGGCGCCGCGGCGUGCGGACCCACCGUGGCCGGCGGCCGGGGCCCGGGGCCCGGGGGCGCCGGAGCCGGCGGGCGGGGAGGGCCCCGGAACUUAGUGGUGAGCGGGGCGCGGAGGAGCCGGCGGCCAGCGGCGGCGGCGGCGGGGGCUCCGAGGCGAUGCGCAGAGCCUGUCUUCCCACCCCACCGAGCAAUAUAUUCGGCGGGCUGGAUGAGAGCCUGCUGGCCCGCGCCGAGGCUCUGGCCGCCGUGGACAUCGUCUCCCAGAGCAAGAGCCACCACCACCACCCGCCCCACCACAGCCCCUUCAAGCCGGACGCCACCUACCACACCAUGAACACCAUCCCGUGCACGUCGGCCGCCUCCUCCUCGUCCGUGCCCAUCUCGCACCCGUCCGCCCUGGCCGGCACCCACCACCACCACCACCACCACCACCACCACCACCACCAGCCGCACCAGGCGCUGGAGGGCGAGCUGCUGGAGCACCUGAGCCCCGGGCUGGCCCUGGGGGCGAUGGCGGGCCCCGACGGCGCGGUGGUGUCCACCCCGGGCCACGCGCCGCACAUGGCCACCAUGAACCCCAUGCACCAGGCCGCCCUGAGCAUGGCGCACGCCCACGGGCUGCCCUCGCACAUGGGCUGCAUGAGCGACGUGGACGCGGACCCGCGGGACCUGGAGGCGUUCGCCGAGCGCUUCAAGCAGCGGCGCAUCAAGCUGGGGGUGACCCAGGCCGACGUGGGCUCGGCGCUGGCCAACCUCAAGAUCCCGGGCGUGGGCUCGCUCAGCCAGAGCACCAUCUGCAGGUUCGAGUCGCUCACGCUCUCGCACAACAACAUGAUUGCGCUCAAGCCCAUCCUGCAGGCGUGGCUGGAGGAGGCCGAGAAGUCCCACCGCGAGAAGCUCACCAAGCCCGAGCUCUUCAACGGCGCCGAGAAGAAGCGCAAGCGCACGUCCAUCGCCGCGCCCGAGAAGCGCUCGCUCGAGGCCUACUUCGCCAUCCAGCCGCGACCCUCGUCCGAGAAGAUCGCGGCCAUCGCCGAGAAGCUCGACCUCAAGAAGAACGUGGUGCGCGUCUGGUUCUGCAACCAGAGGCAGAAGCAGAAGAGGAUGAAGUACUCCGCUGGCAUCUAG